Molecule: messenger RNA, 1621 nt
Organism: Mytilus trossulus (common blue mussel)
Lineage: Eukaryota; Metazoa; Mollusca; Bivalvia; Mytilida; Mytilidae
Product: calpain-5-like
Exons: 6
Coding region: 258-926 (222 amino acids)
Source: RefSeq, a predicted model, not a curated record
AAGAUUUUUUAAACCAUUUAACAAAUGUUGAUAUAUGCCAUAUCGUGAAGCCAUCCAACGAGUUCAUACUGCAUUCUGAGUGGACAGGUCGUUCUGGUGGUUGUGACUAUACAUCACAGUCGUUCCUAAGCAAUCGACAGUUUAUUAUUGAAAUACAAAAAGACGAAGAUGAACUCCACGUGUCCUUAGAGCAGCAUGAUAUACAACCUAUUAAAUCGCAUACAGGUCGAACGCUUAAUACAAUUGGAUAUUCAAUUAUGAAGGUUGCAGAAAACAGAUUGUACAGAUUACACGUACCGGGUAAAAUAAUUGAAAAACCCGCCAUGAUCAAAACUCGGAGCGUAUUUGGAAAACAAGUGCUGUCCAGAGGCAGAUAUGUACUCAUUCCAUGUACAAAAGACCAGACAGAACAUGGUCCAUUUCUUUUGCGACUAUAUACCCACGGUAAAGCUAGUGUUAGGGAACUUACUGAAGAGGGGCCUUCGACAAUUUGGCCUUGUUUAAGUUUGCCAUCCAUGGUUACGACAUUAGUCGUGAUGAGUGUAGAAAAGAUUGAAAAACCACAAGGAUCAAAGGACGAAAAUUUUACUCCAAAAAUUGUGAUACAAUGUGAAGGGGAGAAGGUUGUAUCCAGAAUUCCAUUAGAGCUAAACGAGAAAAAUGAAUGGGAAACUAAAUCCGACUUUGAACAAAUUAAAGUCACCUUUUAUCGUAAAAAGCCGCAUCAUCCUAUUAUUAUAGAGGUAUUCAAUAGCAAUAAGAUAAUAGAUGAUUUUUGUUGUCAAGCAAGAGUUACCGAUAAUGGUGGCGAAGAGGGGAAAUCAGUCAAAUGCGACGUGUAUGGUAGAAAGAAAGAGAAAUACACUCAGAAACCGGGAUCCAUUCAUGUUUUUGUCCAAUCAAGUCACGAUCUUCAAUUUUUGUAAACUUUGUAUUCAUAUCGGCAUCAAAAAGAUUGUCACUGCUGAGAUAUUUUAAGUUGUACGCAAUGUUUUCGGUUAGACCAUUACGAUAAAUCACACGUUGAUUGUAUUUUUCAUGUGUAAUUUUCCCGCCAAAAUAUUUAGUUUAUCAGAAAUAUUGCACUCGACAGUGUCCUGUGUAUCAUUUAAAAAAAGAUUUUUCACCUGCAAAAUUCGAUCACUCUCGAAUGUUUAGAUACAAAUGUUACUAUCAUGUGUGGUACACACUUGAACAAAAUAUAUAAGAAUUUCCCCAAAACACACAAACCUUAGAAAUGAGUAUGUAGUACUUGUCAUCAAGACCAGUUAAUAGUAGUAAAAUACUUAUCUGUUCAUGCAAACUCUAAGUAAGUCGAAUAAUUUUGAAAAUCACCAUAUUUAUACUGAUAAUUGAAAAUGGAAAUAUUUGAAAGAGAUAGAAAACCCUAUUAAAUACUGUUGGUUUGAACAGGUUUUGUGAGACAUCAAUUCUCUCCCAAUACACCAAACCAAUUUGUAAUAAAUAAACAAACAGCAAUGCGUCAUUCAAAAGUCAUGUAAUAUGAUAAUUUCAAUUAAUUCUUAAUCAAUUUUUAGUAAUAUUUUUACCAUUCCAAUUAUUUUUUUAUAUAAAUUCUUAGAAAUAUUUAUAGUUGUCUACUCUUCUUUAUUUUUGUAAU